AUGUUCUUCAUUUUCAAAAAAGGUGCCAAAAUGGAAGAAGUUGAUGAUCAGACUCCCAGAGUAGCUUUUGAGAGCUCUCAGGAACCCGAGAAUACAAAUAGGAGGAGAAUUCAGAAUCGAAUAGCUCAACGCAAACAUCGUGAGCGGUUAAAGGCUCUUCGACAAAACUCCUUAAAUGGCGUAUACGACGAAGACAUAACAUCAGUUGAAAUCGUCCAAAGUGCUGAUCAGAGUGAACCUGCAUUCGAUAUAUUAAAUGACAUGAUAUAUGGUCUCAAUGUACCGGACCCGGCAAACGAGGCUCAGAUGAAUCUGCCCCAACCGAACAGCAGCAUACCUGUUCUUCAGGGACAAGAGCAGCAAUCUCUUAGAACUUCCUCAUCUUUUGGCCAUCAAAAUCAAGAUGGCCAGCCACUCGGCAACCGGUCUCUCACAUUGAAACGAGUUGGAAAGAAUGCAAAUAUCUCAAUCGAUGGUCAGAUUUCAAGUCAAAAUCUUUCUUUACACCCAGUCGAAGGCUCUGAGUACUGCCCUAUAGUGGAGCAAGCCACUGUAGUGCAAAGUCAAAGGGCUCGUAUUUGCGACCAAGCAGAACAGCACCUGCAAAAGGUGAUCUCUUUAUACGAAUUUGGGGUUUCGCUCGAUAUCCUAGCGGCCGAUCCACGUCUCGGAAACUCCCUGGUGAUCGCACUCAAGAGGUUCGAAAUCCAGAGAUAG
Messenger RNA from Talaromyces marneffei, 717 nucleotides. RefSeq lists its product as uncharacterized. Gene Ontology annotation, biological process: regulation of DNA-templated transcription. The record is from RefSeq and is a predicted model, not a curated record. NCBI's taxonomy places the organism in Eukaryota, Fungi, Ascomycota, Eurotiomycetes, Eurotiales, Trichocomaceae. Gene Ontology annotation, molecular function: DNA-binding transcription factor activity. Bases 1 to 717 code for a protein of 238 amino acids. The transcript is spliced from 4 exons.